AAGAAGUGGCUGUCAGUGAAUAAAAACCGAUUUGUAUGUAUGUUUAAUUAGAGUGGAGUUGCUUAAAUUUUACGUGAGUGGCUUAAUUCCACGAAUGUCCAAAUUUAAGUAUGUUCUGUGUGAAUAAUUAGUUUCUUAAGUUGCAUUUUAUGUGGUUGUUACCUCUCAACUACGCGUUGUAAUUGACGUUUACAUCAAAUUAAUUUUUCCCUCCAAAGUUGAAUGCAUGGUAAGAUGCCCCUGCUGAAGGACAAGCGAUUUGAAAAGGCUUCUCUUCCAAAUGGUCUUCUUCAAGAUGAAGAUGUAUUCCAUUGUGUCAUCACAAAUGAAAUAUUUCGUGAUUAUGACGAGUUUUGUCAAAGAAUAAUAUUAUGCAACUCGAUGGUAUGGACCUGCGAGUAUACCGGAAAAACUGGCCUUACGUACUUAGAAGCCUUAGAAAGUGAAAAGCAGGUACAAGAAUUGUUAAAAGAGUUGUCAACGGAAUUACGCGUCGCUGUAUUGUUCCUUGCAAGUAAAACCCACCGAAAUUCAUUAACUGAAAUGGUUGACGACCUAUACUCGUUCAUGAGAGAUCGAUUUUUUAUAGGAGAAAAUGUGAAUGCAUCAUUUGCAAAUAAUAAAUGGAAGGAAUCGCACAUACUACAAGUGAUAGCUCCCUCGGAGAAACAACUGAAAGAUUCGCAAAAGAAUGGGCAUGCCAAUGAAAAAUAUUAUCCUCCAUCUUCAUUGUACAGCUACGAAGUGGAACAGCUAGAUGCCGAAGACGAAGAUAGUUCACACAUUAUGGUCGUUAAUGCGUCACAAAUUAAACGAAAACGCAAAUUAACGCGUGAUAAAUUAAAGUUUUUUCUAAAGCAAUACAUUACCCAAAGUGAUAAUUUUAUAUAUGUGAUAAAAGAAAAAGUAUUACGGUCCUUCGGUAUACCCUCGAUGAAUUUCAGUAAGAUCUUCGACGGGCCCCUUCCGAAUUUCGGCAUCUCGAAGCAGAAGAAAAAGAAACAGAAAUUUAUAACCGAAUUUUUAGUCGAUAACCAGAAUGGGAUGGUACUGGAGAAGUUGGCAAAAUUAAGGCGACAAGAGGAGGAAAAGAUGGCGGAGAAAAUGAAACUUAAGGAAGAGAAUUUAAAAAUUUCUAGCCUUCUGAAAGAGUGGUAUAUGCCUAAGGAGGAUUUAGAAUUGGAAGAUCACAAGGUAUUACCUGUGCCCGCACCUGUACAGUCGAAAGUACCCGAGCAAUAUAUUGGGGAUAUAAUAGCCAUAAUCGAAUUUGCUCAUACGUUAGCAAAAUUUGUUCAUCCAAAGAUGUACUUUCCUAAUGAUUUAACUUUCGAUUUAAUGGAAAGAGCUCUGACACAAAGAGAGGUAUCUGGGCCUCUCUCUGACGUAAUUCAGAUGUUGCUGUCUGCUGUUUUUGAUUUACAGUACAUUGAAAAGCCUCAAGUAUACUCGAGGAUUGAUUGCUCUGGUGAUGAAAAGGUGAAAGAUGUUAAUGGUAAUAUCAGUUUAUCCGAAGCAACACAUUUGGCAGCAAAGGCAGCAGUAUGGAGCCAAGAAUAUCUAGGAUACCCUCUUGAAAAGCUACCUUUGUUCCCUCUCACAACAACUGAAAUUUUGCGGAUGCAUUUAUUAUCGUCGGGCGCGCGUUUAACAUACUACGGCACAAAAAUGAGAGUUGAAGGUAGAGGCGGUUAUGUGAGUGAAGAUGAUCCCGCGCUUCACUUACGUCUAAAAUACCCACACAUAAUUAAAGCUCUAGCUCUACACAAUGUUAAUAAUUUACCGAUCAGCGAUAAGUUAAAAAUUAUUCAUUGCUUAAUGGAUCAAAUUUUGACUUACGCGGACGUGCGCGAUCACAUCGAGGAUACUUUGGAGAAAGUCAGACAAGCAAAGUAUGACUUAAAACUGCAGUCCUCCGUGGAGCGUAAACUAGAGCAGGAAUAUAAUGCUGACAAAGCUAAAAUAAUGGCCUCUGACAAUAAUGUAAAAUGGAAUCUAGAAAAGUUAGAGAAAGAGUAUGAUAAGAAAAGGUAUCAGCACGCGAAAGAAUUAGCAAGCUUACAGAAAAUGGCCAAGAACCAGACGUUUUUAGGUCAAGAUCGGGCUUUCAGGAAGUAUUUCAAGAUUCAUUCCAUUCCCGCUGUCUGUGUGAGUAUGGAAGAUGACUCUGGAGUUUGCUUGGAUGAAUAUGUAAAACAAAUUCCACAUUUAGUUGGCGCAGACAGAGCAACAAUCUUGAUGCAUGUGCGCAAACUUUACGACAAUAGUAGCGAUAAAGAAAAUGUUGAAAACAAAGAUGUUGAAAAUAGAAGUGAAGCCGAAAACAAAGCAGUCGAAGGUAGUGGUGGUAAUGAGCCAAAAGUAAACGGUAUACACCAUCCCAUAACUGAUGAAGCGACAUCUCUCUUAAUAUGUAGUGCAGAUCCGGCAAAGUGUCCAGUACAUUCCCAAAGUAUGAAACAGAAGUGGUCAUUUUUUUAUGAAGAUAAGCAAAUUAAUGAACUUAUUGCGUCGUUAAACGAGCGUGGCAUAAGGGAGUCUGAAUUGAAACAAGCAGUCAUUAGUGACAAAGAGGAUUUGAUUUCCUUUGUUAGCCAAACGCCAAUUGCUAAUCUAAAUCCCUACAUCCAAACUGAUGCUGAAAGUAGGUUAAGACCCAGGAGGCAGGGUGGUAAAUCCAAAUAUGAUGAUGCUAAUUUUGGAUUUGAGGGUGAUACUGAUCUGCUAACUGUUUUGCAAUCUGUUCUCAUUGAUAAGGUGUUGGUAAUGGAGACUAAUAUCUCUUCCGGUACUAUAGGCUCAUUGCAAGUGGAAGACCGUAAUAAAUGGAGAGAGAUGUUAAUCAAUAAAGAUUUUGACUCCUUUAUCCACACCUACCAAACACGACUGUCAAAAGAGGCUCACAACCGAAAAAAUGGUAGUUCAAGAUCUGCUUACUCAAAUGAUGUUAUGGAAGUAAUCAAAGAGUACAAAGACCAUGGCCAGUUUCUAAGUUCUAUUCAAACUAAUUGUGAAGAUAAUGGUAUUGAUUACAGUACAUUACUAAAUAUAAGUAAAGAGCACACUAGUGCAAUUCAAGCACUUUCUAUUGCACUUGUACAAAUAGGUCGUGGAAUGGAGGAUCAGUAUCUCAAGAAACCUUUAGGAAAUACGCACCAGAGAAGUGAUAAAGGCGUUAAAGGCGGAUUAUUAAAAAAAUGGGAACAAUCUCUCUUGUCCGCCUCUAGCUAUGAUCAAAUAUUCUUGCAUUAUGAAGUACUUAACAAGUGCAUAUUCUGGACUCGGUCUGCUCUGGUAACUAAAUGUCAAGUCUGUCGAAAGCAGGCCAAUGCAGAAAGCAUGAUAUUGUGUGAUUCGUGUAACAAGGGGCAGCAUCUGUUUUGCUUUAAACCAAAGCUUACGGCUGUACCCAAAGAUAGUUGGUAUUGCAAAGAUUGUGAAAAAGAAAUGGAUAAAGAGGCAAAACUGGAGGAGAAGGUGCCCAGAUGGAAAAAAAUUAUAGAUCUUGAUACUCCAGAAGAUUGGGAAGGUGAUGUGGAGUGUAUAGAGGAUGAUUGUGUGGAUCUUGUGGACGAUGAUGAUCUAGACAUUGUAGAGGAUGACGAGGUUGUUGAAGUGUUACCAACCAAAGAUACGGACGAGGAAGAAAACAACACAGAGUCGGAUGAAGAAGAGGAAUCUAACAAUGAUGAUCCGACUUAUAAAGUAGUAUACACCGACUUGACCGCUUUGGACUUGUCUGAAAAUGAAAGUGAAGAAAGUAUCGAUGAAAAUGACACUUGCAGUAAAUGUAGGACGGGCGGGACUUUGCUGUGUUGUGACAAUUGUCCCGACAUGUUUCAUGUCGAGUGUGCUGAACCUCCUUUACGACGAGUGCCUCGCGGGAAAUGGUUUUGUCAUAACUGCAAACUACACUUAUCAGGUAGCACAAGCGGUAGUGAGAAUGGUUCUACCAGAAGAUCGAAACGUCGUGAAACAGACCGCCGGGACGAUUUACCAUUGCAUAAUGCGCCACUACAAGAAGUCUUGGCAGAUGUACUAAAACAAGAAUACGCAUGGCCGUUUAUUCGGCCUGUAGUGAAAAAUGAGGUGCCUGAUUACUAUGAUAUAAUAACAAAACCCAUGGAUUUUGGUACAAUUAAAUAUAAACUAAAUAUGGGGGAAUAUAAAUGUGAUGCUGAUUUAAUGGACGACGCAGCUCUCGUUUUCGACAAUUGUAACACGUAUAAUAGUGCUGAUGAUGAGGUUUAUCAUUGUGGAGUUAAAUUGUUGAAGUAUUUUGUAAAUAAGUGCCACGAACAUGGUUUGAAAGUUAAUCCGAAAAUGGAAAAUGAAAUUAACUCACCUUCAAAACCUAAAAGAUUGCGCAUUGAUUAUUAGUAUUAUUAGUUUAGGCGUGUAUAGUAAAUUAUUUUCAUAGUAGCUGUAACUUUACUGUAGCUUGUUCUAUUUUUUUAUUGUACAUUUUUUAUUAACCAGUUUCCCUUAUAUUUUAAUUUUUGCCUGUUUAUUAUAUUAGAAUGUCACAAUUUCAAAACUACUUUA
Photinus pyralis (common eastern firefly) is the source of this 4545-nucleotide messenger RNA. RefSeq names its product bromodomain adjacent to zinc finger domain protein 1A (gene Acf). Bases 223 to 4380 code for a protein of 1385 amino acids. The transcript has 11 exons. Gene Ontology annotation, molecular function: protein binding. NCBI's taxonomy places the organism in Eukaryota, Metazoa, Arthropoda, Insecta, Coleoptera, Lampyridae. Gene Ontology annotation, biological process: chromatin remodeling. The record is from RefSeq and is a predicted model, not a curated record.